UAUAUAUUCUAUCAUUGUUGAAAAUAAUCAGUUGUUAAGUUGGUAAAACAAAAUGAGGGUUCUUUCGAGUGUCUGCUAUUUGUUAACCAUUAGUUAUGUCUAUGGAUAUAACGAAAAUUUUUCUAACAUGGUGAAGGCCUACGAAGAAGAAUGCACGGACGGUCAACAUCAUUAUCACUGGUAUCCAUACGAUUGUCAAAAAUAUUUCUCUUGUGAAAACGGUAAACUAGAAAUUGAAGAUUGUCCAUCCGAUUUAUAUUGGAACGAAGACAUCAAGGCUUGCGAUGUCAAAGAAAAUGUCGAUUGUUCGAACAUAAAACCUUUCCCAGAUCCAGAUUGUAGCAACAACGAAACUGCUUACUACAUGUAUCCUUACGACUGUCAAAUGUUUUACGAAUGCUAUGGAGGUGUCCUUUACACACUGACAUGUCCUGCCGAUUCGCUUUGGAACGAUAAAGAAAAAAAAUGUGACGAAAGUGACAAUGUCGAUUGCUCUGAUAUAAUUCCAUAUCCAUCCAGUUCAUCAUCUCCAGGUCCUACAACGCAAACUAGUCCUACAACUACAACUAAGGCAACAACUACAACUCAGGCAACAACUACAACUAAGGCAACAACUACAACUCAGGCAACAACUCCAACUGAGGCACCAACUACAUCUAAGGUAACAAGUACAACUAAUGCUCCAACACCUCUCACAACUCCGGAAUGUACUUAUGAGCAUCAGUAUUUCCCGUAUCCUUAUGAUUGCUCAAAAUAUUAUGAGUGUUCUAACGGUAAAGCGAUGUUAAUGGAUUGUCCACCUGGAGAAGUUUGGAAUAAUGAAGUACAAACCUGCGACUGGCCCUACAAUACUGACUGUGUUCCUUCACCUUCACCAAAUAGUGUAACUAUCAAUGUCGAGUUGUUUAGUUCGGAAAAUACAAUGAGAGUAGUGCUGAGUAUUUGCUAUUUUUAUACCUUUAUAAGUUGUGGCUUCGGCCAUAACAACUACAUCAACUUUUCAAACUUGCUGAAGAUUUAUGACGACGAAUGUACAGACGGACAACAUCAUUAUCGUUAUUAUCCAUAUGAUUGUCAAAAAUAUUUUUCUUGCGAGAACGGGCAGCUCGAACUUGAAGUAUGUCCGGAUAAUUUGUACUGGAAUGAUGAAGUUAAAGCUUGCGACAUUCAGGAAAACGUCGACUGCUCUGAUAUAAUACCAUUCCCAGAUCCAGAUUGUAGCAACAACGAAACUGCUUACUAUUUCUAUCCUUACGACUGUCAAAAGUUUUACGAGUGCUAUGGAGGUGUACUAUACACACUAACAUGUCCCGACGAUUCACUUUGGAACGAUGAUGAGAAAACUUGCGACGAAAGUGACAAUGUCGAUUGCUCCAACAUUAUCCCGUAUCCUCCUAGUACAUCGUCUACCGGUAAACCUACAAGUACAAAAACUACGAAAACUACAAGUUCGAUAAGUACGACGACUUCAGCUCCAGGACCUUACACCACACCACAAUGCACGUACGAACAUCAGUAUUUCCCGUAUCCUUUCGAUUGUACAAAGUUCUAUAUGUGUUCUAAUGGUAUUGCUUAUUUAAUGGAUUGUCCUUCAGGCGAGUUUUGGGAUCAAAGGAUACUAACUUGCGACUAUGAUUCGGAUUGUGUUCCCAGCCCUCCACCAUCAUACUAAGGAUCCUUAUGAAUUAUAAAGCAACGAUAAUGGAAAAUAAAAAAUAAUUCUUCGUGAUAUUCUUAAACAAUUAAUAAUUUGUAAGCCGAGAUUUAUAACAAUUCAUAUCAAUAAAUAAUUAUUUUUAU
Molecule: messenger RNA, 1800 nt
Organism: Diorhabda sublineata
Lineage: Eukaryota; Metazoa; Arthropoda; Insecta; Coleoptera; Chrysomelidae
Product: probable chitinase 10
Exons: 16
Coding region: 53-1672 (539 amino acids)
Cellular component (GO): extracellular region
Molecular function (GO): chitin binding
Source: RefSeq, a predicted model, not a curated record